Molecule: messenger RNA, 4448 nt
Organism: Drosophila ananassae
Lineage: Eukaryota; Metazoa; Arthropoda; Insecta; Diptera; Drosophilidae
Exons: 12
Coding region: 1307-4330 (1007 amino acids)
Molecular function (GO): acyltransferase activity, transferring groups other than amino-acyl groups
Source: RefSeq, a predicted model, not a curated record
AAGGCUGCGGAUACUCACUCCGGAGGCCCAGACAGACAGAUAGAUGUCAACUGAAUGGUCUCUUGAUGGAUUCGGAUCCCCAGGCUCAUUAAAGCCAAAUUCCAGACACUUGGGGCCUAAAUUCUUCAGGGCAGUGCAGCCUUUCCUUAUUUUUUUGUUAUUUUUUUACCAGCACGAAUAUUCAAUUAAGGCAAAUUACAAACUUUAGAGCAGGAAAGUGAUUCGUCGGGUCUGGAAGAACGGAUGGAUGUGUUGGUGGAUGCUUCGAGGCAAUUUGCACACUCAUCGCUAUGGCAAAAAUUGGGCAUUCAAGGAGUUUAGAUACCCUUUCUUUUAGUUAACAAAAAACUAACAGAUUGCAGAGGCUUCUGAGUAUAUAUUUUGGAUAAGAAUGAGGAGUUUUGAAGACGGACAAGGCUAUAAGACUUAGAAGAGUGCUCUUGUCCCUUACUUGUUUAUAUUUAUUUGUUAGACAAAAGAAAGACUAGUUAGUAUACCAAGUUUAGGGUUUCCAACUCUUAAAUCUGAGCGACUAUCCCAUUUAGAGAUCAAACUGGCGGACAAACGGACAGACGGACAAGGCUACUAGGAUUAAAUAGCCAAGACACCCUCUAGGUAGAGUAUAGAAAGCCAAAAACAAAAGCCACAGGCAGUGCACACUAUAGGGGAUUGCCGACCGAGUUGAGUUGUCAAAAGGUUGAAAUUAGCCUUGACCCCUUCGGAUGGCUGAUGGCCUGACUGACGGCUAAUGGAGCUCAAGAUGGCCAGUACCGUUUGCCAAGGAUGUGGUGGAUAGACGGAUGGAUGGAUGGAUGGAUGGAAAAGCCAACGGGAAAAGCACUGAACCUCUGAAGAUCUCCGAAGACAACCAGCCAUGUCCAAUCCAAGUCCAAUUAGUGAAUCUCUUAGAGAUCUUUUUAGAUGGCAUUCCGAACAAUGACAAGAACAAAACGGAAAAGCAUCCGAAACAUCCGAAUAAAAAAAAAAAAGGUACAAGGUAUACCCACCCACAUCACGCCCGAGCCGAUGAAUGCCAGCCGAUCCCCCUCGUUAGGUGGAAUCUGAGAUCGCGACACAAUGACAAGGUCGGAGCACACCGGAGGAGUCAACUGUGCGCACUGGCGGGUUAGCCAACAGAAUACAUAAGACAGAGACAAUGCAGUGCCGAGAUUAGCCCGGACAAAGUGCACCACAGAUUCCAGAAGCUAGAAGAGAGAGAGUCUUCUACGUAGAACCCCAAAAAGGAUCCCCCAACAAGCCAGAGAGAGUCACAAGGACAAGGAGAAUAGCUAGCCAAGGCGUUCCAAUGAAGCCCUACCUCUGGAUGAUAUUGUCCUGUGUCCUGCUCGCCGCGCUGCUGCAUCCUGUGAGCUCGAACGGAACUCAGGCAGAGGCUCUGCACGGAGGACGGCAGGAUGGUUCCUGGCCAAGUGCCAGGACGAACAACAUCACCAUACUCCAUGAGGUGGCCACCGAAACGGAACCACCACUCACCCUGAACACCCACGAGGUGCUGCCGCUGAAGCCUCUGAAGAAGAAAGCGUACUUGCCUCUGGAGAAGAUCCUGCCGAGCAUCGAGUAUGUGAAGCCACCGCAUCCACUCAAGGACUACGAACUGCAUCCUGUCACGUUCGACUUCAAUCUGGGCGACCUCGAGGAUCUGGAGCAUGAGGUGAUCAAGAAGGGCGACCUCACCAGCCAGGAACAGCAUGUCCUGGCCGGUGACAGUGGCUCACCCAUUGACAUCGGCUUCAGUCCUUCCUCCGCCGCCAAUCCGGACGAGAAUGAAACGGUUCUGGUGGACAUCGGAGAGCUCUCCACAGAGCCCACCACUUCCACCCUGCCGGGAACUACAACCACUUCUGUGAACAGUCCCUCCUCCACAUCGACGCCCAGCACUCACAUCCUGAAGAUCCUGCGGAGCAACAAGCCCCAGGUGGCCAGCAAGUCUGGCAGGGACUCGCUGAAGCAAAAGGACGAGGACGACAUGCAGCUGAAGACCCUGGGCAGCACCAUCAACAGCAUCAGUCGGUACUUGGGGGCCAAUGCCACUGGGAGCACUGGCAACGGCAGCAUGGCCGAGAGCCUCUAUGGCCAGGCCAACUACUUCCAGAUUGUGGCCAAUCUGUAUGACCACUUCUACUGGCAGAUCGCCGAGAUAAGGACGCGGGUGCGGACGAACUGUGGCCUGGAAAUGCAGGCCUACCUCACGGCCCUCCACUCCAGCUUGGAGUGGGCUCAGAAGGCCUAUGACUCCUCUGGCCGCUAUCGAGGACAAUUGCUUUUCGGCAACGACAAGUGGCUGGGCCAGUUGUCCUUCUGCUACGAACUCAAUCGCCAGGACUCUCAGGAGGAGCGCAAGCACUUCGAUGUGGAGUUCUACGUGGCCGAUGUGGCACUUCACAUGCCCAGACUCAAUAGAUCGAUGCUUCUCAGCCUGGGCGAGUGCCUGCCCAAGUCCUGCUCUGCCCACGAUGUCCAGUCGAUCCUCUCCCUGGAUCCCUAUGCCAGAAUGCUAACUGUCCUGGGGGCCCACAAUACCUCGGUGCAGCAGCCUCCGCUCCAGGUCCUGCACGUCCGCACUGUGCCAGGACUCUACAGUCACUGGCGGCAGCUCAAGUUCCAGGUAUUCAUUAGCUUUAUGCUCACCCUGCUACUGGUGGUCCUGGUGGCCUCGUAUUACCAGCUGAAGAUCGACGAACGCCGCCUGGUGGUGGCUCCGAUCGCCGCCAUCAGCAGCGGGAAGUGCGACGGCGGCACCACCGCCUCCUCCAAGAACGGCGGCUUCUACGGCAAGCCCUUCGAGCUCUUCCAGAUGCGGCCCUUGGGCAGCACCAACAGCCUGGCCGACGGCACCCACAGUCCUUGUGAGAUGGAUGUGAACGGGAACAGGCACUCCACGGACAUGGCGGAAUUGAACAAUGAUCCCAAUACCACGUCCACAUCGGGUUCCAUAACGGGCAAGUCCGAGAUGACGGACUAUCAGGUGGAGACUGGCAGCUGUGCCGGAGCGGCAGGGACCUACGAGGCAGAGCAGCCCAUUGCUCUCCAUCAGCAGAUACUCUUGUGCUUUGCCCUGCAAACCAAUGCCAAGGCCAUCCUGAAUAUUGACAAGACCAAGGAGACCCACACUUCCUGCCUUCAUGGACUGCGUGUCUUCUCCGUUUUGUGGACCAUGAUGGUCCACACUUAUCUCCAAAUGUUUGCAAUUGGCGAGAACAAGUUCGAGCGCGUGAUCACGGAGAGAUCGUUCUGGUAUCAGGUGAUUGGCAAUGCCACCUACUCGGUGGACUCCUUCUUCUUCAUCAGCGGCCUCCUGGUGACCCUGCUCUACCUCAAACAGGACCGCAAGUCUCCCGGCGAGCCGUGCUCGUUUGUGAAGCGAAGCUUCCUGGAGACCCUCAUGAUGCUCCUCUACAGAUACUUGCGCCUCACUCCGGUUUAUUUAUUUGUGGUCAUCUUCAAUGAUUUUGCAGUGAGACAAGGACUCGAUUCCUCGGUCUUCCAGCCCGCCAAAAUAGGGCCCAACACCUGCCGCGUCUACUGGUGGCGGAAUAUCCUUUAUAUCAACAACUUCUUCCCCCAGCAGGAGAUGUGCAUGAUGUGGAGCUGGUACAUGGCCAACGAGAUGCAGUUUUACAUUAUGGCCGCUUUGCUUUUGGCCCUUGCCAGGAGGUAUUUCAAGGCAGUGGCUCUCACACUGAUGGUCUUCCUGAUCAGCUCCUGGAGCAUCUCGGGCAUUAUUUCCCUGCAACAUCAUUACACCCACAAGGUGUCCUUGCCCUUCGAGUCCUUUGACUUUCUGUACGACAAGCCCUGGCAAAGAGUGGGCUCUUAUAUAGUCGGCAUGCUCGCUGGCUAUAUCCUGUACAAGGUCAAGACCCCGCCACAGGUCUCCAAGCGCCUCAAUCUGUCCUUGUGGACGGGCAGCCUGGCGGUUCUACUCGUUGUGGUCUUUGGCGUUUGGGAAGGACAACUUAGUGAGGUUAACACCGCCUUCUAUGUGGGCGUGGCACACACCGCCUUCGGCUGUGGCCUGGUCUGGAUCGUUCUGUCCUGCUGCUGGGGUCUGGCGCCCACAGUGAACGCCAUCCUCUCGUAUCGCGUCUUGUGGCCCCUGUCCCGUCUAACCUACUGCGCCUAUCUAAUCCAUCCGAUCAUCAUGUUCAUCUGCUCCUCGCACAUGAGUGGCACCGUCCACCUGAGCAAUCCCCUCAUCCUGACCCUGUUCCUGGGCAAUGCCGUCGUCUCCUUCGGCUCGGCCUUUGUCAUUUCGGCGCUGUUCGAGGCGCCGGUCAUUCGAAUACUCAAGAUCUGCUUCAAGAAGUGAUCCAAUUCCAGUCUAGUUUGCUUUUUUUUCCCAAUGUGUGUGUUUUUUUUUUUUUGAUUAAUUCAUAAUUAUGAAUAUAUCUUAGGCGUAUAAUAUAUACUGUAUAUAAUAGAAUGCA